Phytomonas sp. EM1 is the source of this 2784-nucleotide messenger RNA. NCBI's taxonomy places the organism in Eukaryota, Euglenozoa, Kinetoplastea, Trypanosomatida, Trypanosomatidae. The record is from the annotation of a GenBank genome assembly.
AUGGUCCAACUAAGUCCAAAAAAUCAAGUCUCAAAACGGGCCCAUGGCCAUACAACUUCUGUGACCCAGAAGCCGCCGGCGGCGGUGGCUGGCCUCACCCGAGGGCCCAGCCCCACAGCAGCCGUCCCAUCCCCUUUAUUCCCCUCCCUACGUGUUAAACUCACCCCCACCAGCUUGGACAGGGUUCCCUCUGGGACUCCCUCAGCUCUUAAUGAGAAGGCUCCGUUGUCGUCCCCGUUGUCACAACGGCGUGUGGCUGGACGGGAUCUUUCCAAAGGGGGGAAUUCCCCUAUAACAGAGGCUCACCCGUCUGCGACGCAGACAGUGAAGGCACACGACUGGACUUCGCGUCCUCCCAACGGCGACGGGCUUCUCAGCCGUGGCGAGGCUCCACCCUUAAGGGCAAUGAGUGGCUACGGAGCUCGGGCGGCGGAUCCAUCCAACUGGUCCCAAGUUGUCCUAGGAGUCACCUCGGGGCUCGUGUUCGUGUUUGUGGUGGGUUUCUUCUACACCAUUUUUACCCUCGUGCGGCCCUACGGGAAGAGCAUCGCGACCAGUGUGUUCUUGUCCAUUGUGCUUCACCCCCAAAAUCGACCACUGGUGUCACUCAAUGUUGAAUGCUGUAUGGAUCGCAUGCGCCGCAUGCAACAUUCUUGGGCUAAAUAUGGUUCGCUUUUCUAUAUCAUAGGCUCCUGGUUUUCUCUCGUCCACUUCAUAUCCUUUGUAAUGAUGCAAUGUGUCAUCUUUCUAGGUCUGGAUAAAAUGCGCAUAUCAUGGCCCCAACGUCACGGGGGAUUCCUUCAAAGGACUAAGGCAAAGGACGAUGUAUCCCACUCGGAGUCUUCUAAGAAGAACCUUAUGAAGCGUCUGCUCGGCUCAACCCUCGACAUGGACUAUUACUCGCAAUCAGAAAAUAAUGAGCAGCCCCAAUUACUAGUUGCCACUAAAGAAGGGCGACUAUUUUUACGGUGUCUCACUGUUUGUGUUGUCACGCUUUUUUUCUAUAUAUUAUUGGGGAUACGGCAUUUCGUCUUAAUGCAUGUUAUUCUACUUCUUAUUUUCGCAUUUUUGGUCCUUUUCAUGCAGCAACGUGCCUUUAUUGAGAAUAUGACACAUCUAUGGAAAAUGGCGCUAUUCACCAUUCUCUUGGUUGGUCUCUUCAACAAUUUUACCAUGGAUAUACUGAUGAUCCGUGACGCGGUAAAGCGAACUAAAACAUCGGUAGUUCUCAAUAGCAAUGUGAUGAGUGCGGCGCGAGGGGCUAGUGGGGCCUCCUCCACCGGUGCACUGUGCCCACAUAAAUUGGGGUCUACGAAUACCACCGGUGAGGAGAUCCGACCGCUGACCUGUACAAGCAUCUUUCCACAAUCACUGCCUUCAGCAAAUUCUCCUACAAUUUAUCCGGGCUCCGAGAAUGGUGAUACAAAUUUGAUGAAUCAAUCGAAUGCUACAAUUUCGGAAAGCGACCAGGCCCAAUUCGAAUCAAAAGAGGUUGCAGAAUCGCUAGGCGUGGCUUUGAACCGUUUUUUUUCAAGGCAUAAAGAUACCAUCAGUGAUUAUGCGCACCGCUUUGCGCAAUCCGUUUUACUUCAGGAGCUCGGUGUUCUUUUUAACCAAACCAACACAACAGAGUUGGAGGCAGAUUUGAGACUUUGGGUAUCACUAUGGUCCGAGAGCCUUGAGGCUGGAUCUCUUGUAGAUCACCACAAAGGGAAUUCUAUCAAAGGAAUGACAACUCGUACUACUAAAUCUAAUCAUAGUGUGAAACCCAGCAGCGUUGGGUGGUCUUGGUGGCGCCAAGUUCCAUUUCAACUCUUUUACACUUUUUUUGGCAGCGACAACUUAACAUCGACAUCCACUCCGCCGUUUGAUCGCGGCACUUUAGGGGUCCCACCAGACCGAUCUGAGAUACAAGGUGGGGAAAACCACUCUAUAAACUUUCCCCCUUUCCUUGUCAACACCAUUAAUUGGUCAAGGCUUUUGCAGUUGGCUGCGAUGCGGGUUCUGCCGUUCUUGGAGCACUCUGCUAAGAUAUUUGCUACCCUUAGCGCGAACCUCCUAAAUCUCACGGACACCAUCUACUCUUUCAUUCUAUUUGUGCUUCUGUUUCGCUAUUUUUCGCAGCUCGAGUACUCUCUCCUUUACUAUGCCAUUGUUAAGGUACUAGUGGUCGAACAACGGGAGUACCGAGAGUAUCGUGCCCAACUAAUCGAGCGCGAGAUCACGCUAUCCUUUAUCACACUCCUUCAAUCCUUUUGGCAUCUAACCUGGUUCCACUUCGCGAUCACCUUCACGAUGUUCAAAUGGUGGGGUCUCCCAACGCCAUUCUUCUGCGGUGUAGUUGCGGUGCUGUUAAUACUCUUUCCUCUCUCACCAAAGUGGCUAAGCCCGUGCUCCAUUGCUCUGCUUGUUUUAGCUUCUCAAACAAUUAUAGAUAAUGGUAUCGUCGGAGUUUUAUGUGACCUGCGAGUUCUUAGCUUUCUUGCGGCGGUUACUUUGGACUACAACGAUAAUUGGCUUCUUCGUGUGACCCAAGGUCCGUCCAGGGACCCCCAUACAGGCAGUAUCAGGAAUGAGAGUAAACAAUUUCCACCUUUUGUGGUUGGCACCAUGGUCGUUCUUGGGUUUGUGGCGUACGGCGCGAUCGGCAUAUUGUUGGGGCCUUUGAUAGCGAUCAUCGCCAAGGUGUUUUUCGAUAACUGGGAGAUAGAGUUACCAAACCCUCCUCCUCUUCAACCUUCCGUGCCACUUGAGUGCAAGAGUCAAUUGCAUCAAGCGUCAUAG